AUUAUCGUUGUUUGACAAUGAUAUAUCGAUAUCUUUUACUCAAUAUAUUUAGCUCAAUAUUAUCGAAGACAAGUAGCUAUCCUUAAUAUCGGUUGUGCUUAGUGUAACAAUGGCGCGAGCGAGCGAUUACAUUUUUGAAUUCAAACCUUUCAAGCCAGGUCUGCCCUUACAACUAAAUUGGAUUUUAUUGAGUCCAAUGUAACUGAAAAUAAUUUAUAAAUUUAAUUUUUAUAAUUAGGUCACUCCUUAUAACUAAUAGUUAUAAGAUAAAAUAUAGUUGUAUAGUAAAUGACAUUUGACUUUUCACAAAUGUGAUUAAUAAUGGAUUAAUUGAGAAAAUUGUUUUAAAAUAAACCAAAAUAAUCUGUAACCCAAUAGGUGCCUGAGACAGCACACUUUUGUAAAGUUUCGCUGACGAUUUGUUUACUUAAAACAUCAGUAAAGUCAAGUGUGCGAAAAUUGGCACUUAAGCCCCACUUGAAAUCGAAUCAACGGUACAAUAUCGCUAUUUAGCAUGCAAUACAAAUAGUGUAUAUGAUGCGAUGGCAUGGCAAAUGAACUUAAGGACUUUGCAGUAAUAAAUAUCGUACAUAAAUACGUACUUAAGCUCAAGAAGUCAAACAAAAUCUGCAUAAAGUGGCUGCGAACAAACAGUUAGCGACAACAAAGACGAAGACACAUGCAAACACACACACACACACACGCAUUCACACUGAUGAACAGGCAGCUGGCUUCACGCUGCUGUGAUUGGCUGCAAGGCGGCCAUUUUCUGUACGGUCCACAGCAGACGAAUACACACCCACACAUGCGUGCGCCUGCUAGCAUGUUGUGUACGUGUGUGCGGGUGGUUCGACAUCGUUUGUUGGAAAAAUGAUUCAGUUCGAAAAACGCGCUGACAAAUUGAGGACACGCUCGAGUGCGCAGCGGAACGGCGCAUUGCUUAAGAUUUGAGCUAAAGGAAAAAAAAAUCAAAUACACGUUCUCGGUUGCAAGGGGUGCGUGUGUCAUUUUCCCCCCUGAACUACACCCCUUCAGAAGACAAACUAACCAACCAGCUACUUGGAAUUGUUGUCGCAGUCUCAGUCUCAGUGGCAGUGGCAGUCGCAGUCAAGUGUCGUUCGGUUCUCGACGUGUAGUUCAAGUGCAUUUUGGCAAAUUGUUGUAUUUAUUUUAAUUUAAAGUGCCUCUUCAAGAGCUCAAGUGAUUCGGAAUUGUGCCAAAGCCAAAGUGCAAUAAAUAAUAAUGUUGCAGCAUCAUCAACACCAGGCACAAACCGCCGGCUACUAUGAUUACAAUCAAACACCUAGUCCGGGCAGCAUGACAAAUGCGGAUGCCCUCAACACAACUCCAUUCUCAGUCAAGGAUAUACUCAAUAUGGUCAAUCAAACCGAGGCCUACGAUGCUGGCUAUGGACAUCUCGAUAGCGCGACGGCAGCUUCAACGCUCUAUGGCGCCGGCGAUUACCAGCUUCAUCAGCAUCAGCAGCAUCUCCAGCUCCAGCAGCAACAGCAGCAGCAUCAACAGCAACAGCAGCAGCAGCAUCAGCAACUGCAGCACCAUCAGCAGCAACAACAACAGCAACUGCAAAAUCAUUUAGUUGAGCAUGAUGAGGAUGCCAUGGCCACGACUUCAUCGCUGUCGCCUUUGCUGCCACCGCCACAUGGCCAUCAUCCCCAUGCACAUGCCCAUCAUCAUCAUCAUCAGCUGUACGCUGGCUAUCAUCAGGACUAUGGCAUGCCAGCGCACAUGUUCCAGCAUCCACAUCCGCACGCGCAUCAAGGCUAUCAGCCCGCCUACAAUGUGUCCGCCUCGCAAUUCUAUGCGGGCAACGCUUCCAAUGCCUAUCAGACCUCCUCCGCCGGCUACAACUACAACUAUGCGACCGCAGCCUCCGCUGUCGCCAGUCCUGGCGAUCUCUAUGCCAGCGCUGCCUCCGCCUCCGCCUCCUCCACGCUGCCCUCUGUUGGAUCACCCGUUGUCUCCAAUGCUGCUGCUGCUAUUAUCGCUGCCGGCACCAUCAAGAGCGAGUAUAUUCCCACGCCCUAUGUCACGCCCUCGCCCACCCUCGAUCUGAACAGCUCCACGGAGGUGGACGGCGGACAUGGAUCGGCGAACAAGCUGGCCGGGAAUGGCAUCGCACAGAGACUGCUCGAUCCACAGCGAGCGGGAGAGUGUGCCAAGCGAAAGGAGAGUCAGGUGACUUCAUCGCGCGCUGAGCUGCGCAAGAACAGCAGCCAAAAUGGAAGUGGGAACGGCAGCAACAACAGCAACAGCAGCAAUAACAACAACAACAAUUCGACUGGAAAACCGCGAAUGAAGCGCAAACCUCGUGUGUUAUUCUCUCAGGCACAAGUGUUGGAGUUGGAGUGUCGCUUUCGCAUUAAGAAAUAUUUAACCGGCGCCGAGCGAGAAAUCAUUGCACAGAAACUGAAUUUGUCGGCGACGCAGGUGAAAAUCUGGUUCCAGAAUCGACGCUACAAAUCGAAGCGCGGCGACAUCGAUGGCGAUGGCAUUGUGAAGCAUCAUCAUCAGCUGCAGCAGAAGACGGAGCCAACGGGAGGCAGCUCUUUGCCUCCCCCGCUGCCCAAUCACAUGAUGUGGCCAAGUGCAGCACAGCAGCUGCAAUAGGAUAAGGGAAAAGGAUGUGUUUCAUGCUAAUUUAUUACAGCUCCAAUGCCUCAUUAACUCUAGUACCUUGUUGUAUAUACUUGAUUACUUAUUAUACUAUAUUAUAUAUUUUACUGUUUUUGGACAAUAAAUAAAGUUUAAGCACAAGCAAAAAGGAUCAAAUCGUUGUCUUACAGCUGGGGAUGGGGUUGGGAUAUAUAGAUAGCUUGUACUAUAUAUAGAUAGAUCCAUUAGGCACCGCAUCUGCGCCGUAUAAUGGUUGUGUUGUCGAACUGAACGGCGCAUAAAUCAAUUUUAUCAAAAUGAAACGAUCAGUUUUAUGAAUAAAUGAAGAAAACACACACAGACACAGAUACAGACACACACGAACAAUUUCCGUUUUUGAAUUCUUUUUGAAAAUGUUUUCCUUUCGCUUUUCGCAAUGAAUAACUCGGCAAAGGGUUGCAGACAGGGGAAAUCGGGGAAUGGGGAACCGGGAUACGAUUUCGAUUUCGAUUUCGUGGUGUUUUCGUGUCUGCGGCGGCAGACAUUACAAAGGUUGCUUUUAUGAAACGUUUAAGUGGCCGCAAUGCAACUGUAAAAUGUUUUCCUAUAUCUAAAAGAUACAGAUACAGUGCACAGCUAAAGAUACAGAUGCAAGGCAGCAUCCCUCACCCCGAAUCCCAAUCCCAAUCCCAAUUCCGUUUCCCGAUCGAGCUCUCGACAUUUAUGACAGCCCCCGCGGCGCAUUGGGCUAAUAUUUCAUGGAGUGUGGGGCCAAAGUUGAUG
Drosophila sulfurigaster albostrigata is the source of this 3396-nucleotide messenger RNA. RefSeq names its product muscle-specific homeobox protein tinman. The transcript is spliced from 3 exons. Gene Ontology annotation, molecular function: DNA-binding transcription factor activity, RNA polymerase II-specific; RNA polymerase II cis-regulatory region sequence-specific DNA binding. The record is from RefSeq and is a predicted model, not a curated record. Gene Ontology annotation, biological process: regulation of transcription by RNA polymerase II; cell differentiation. Gene Ontology annotation, cellular component: nucleus. Bases 1243 to 2628 code for a protein of 461 amino acids. NCBI's taxonomy places the organism in Eukaryota, Metazoa, Arthropoda, Insecta, Diptera, Drosophilidae.